Passer montanus (Eurasian tree sparrow) is the source of this 2101-nucleotide messenger RNA. It is a transcript of the gene HAND1, whose product is annotated as heart and neural crest derivatives expressed 1. The coding region runs from base 1016 to 1624 and encodes 202 amino acids. NCBI's taxonomy places the organism in Eukaryota, Metazoa, Chordata, Aves, Passeriformes, Passeridae. The record is from RefSeq and is a predicted model, not a curated record. Gene Ontology annotation, biological process: regulation of transcription by RNA polymerase II; heart development. The transcript is spliced from 2 exons. Gene Ontology annotation, molecular function: protein dimerization activity; RNA polymerase II transcription regulatory region sequence-specific DNA binding; DNA-binding transcription factor activity, RNA polymerase II-specific.
UGACAUUGUGCAUGUGCCACAUGUGUGUGUGUCAUGUACUUAUAAUGACAUUGUGCAUGUGCCACAUGUGUGUGUGUCAUGUACUUAUAAUGACACCGUGCAUGUGGCACAUCCGUGCUGCUGGUGUAUGUAACAUAUAUGGGUGCACGAGUGUGACGUGUUUGUGGAGUGUGUGCACAGCACAGAGUUGUGUGGUGCAUGCAGCAUCUUUGUGGUGCAUGUGGGCAACGUGUGCAGUUCAGCGGUGUGAGCAGCAGUGCAUGGUGCAACCAGCACCAGUGCAGUGUGGAAUUGUGCAGCGUGCACUGCACAGCGUGGCUGCGUGCUGUGCACGCGUGCAGUGCACAUCCCUGUGCAGCUGUGCAACACAGGCGAGGGCCAGGAGCCCCAUGUGCAGGCAGGGAGCCCACCUCCCAUCCCUGCCGCCCCAGCCUCAAGGGUGCCUCUCCUGCCUCACUCCGAUACCUUCGCCCCGCUUUCCUCCCCAUCCCCUGGCAUCCUCCCAGCCCCGCUGCUCUCCUCUCCCUCGGCCCGGCCGUCGGAGGUCCGGACAUCCACCAGCGGCUGCCCCGGCCGGCUCUCGGGGGGCUCGGACACCCCCGCCCCAGCGGGAACCGGAGCUCCGGGACGGGGGUGCGGUGCCCCUCGGUUCUUCCUCACCCCCUUCUCCUGAGAGCGAGGAGCGGGCGGGAGCCAGGGCCGGCGGGGAGGUGUGAGCCCAAAGCCCCGAGCCCGGCGCACGCCCCCUCCGCCGCUCCGCUCCCCCCGGGGCCUCCGCGCAUCCUCCCCUGCCCAUUGGCUCCGCGGCGGGGGGGCCGCGGCCCUAUAUAAAGGCAGGGUCGGGAGGCUCCAGAAGGGGUUAAAAAAACCCCCAAACAACAAACCCAAAACCCCAAAGCCCGCAGCCGCCUCCGGAGCCGCGCUCCCCGCAGCCCGCCGCGCCCGCCCGGCGGGGAGCGCCUCCCGCCCGGCCAUGGAGCGCUGCUGAGCGGCCCCCGGGCCGGCGGAGCGGAUCAUGAACCUGGUGGGGGGCUACCAGCAUCACCACCACCACCACCAUCACCACCACAUGCUGCACGACCCUUUCCUCUUCGGGCCGGCGGCGCGGUGCCACCAGGAGCGCGCCUACUUCCCCGGCUGGGUGCUGAACCCGGCCGAGGCCGCCCCCGAGCUCGCCGGGCAGAGCCCGAGCUACGGCCCCGCCGAGUACGGCCCGGCCGGCCCGGGGCGGCUGGAGGCGCUCAGCGGCCGCCUGGGACGGCGAAAAGGAGUCGGGGCACCCAAGAAGGAGCGGCGGAGGACGGAGAGCAUCAACAGCGCCUUCGCCGAGCUCCGCGAGUGCAUCCCCAACGUGCCCGCCGACACCAAGCUGUCCAAGAUCAAGACCCUGCGCCUGGCCACCAGCUACAUCGCCUACCUGAUGGAGGUGCUGGCCAAGGACAGCCAGCCCGGGGACACCGAGGGCUUCAAAGCCGAACUCAAGAAGGCGGACGGCAGGGAGAACAAGAGGAAAAGGGAGACGCAGCCCGAGGUCUAUUCGCAGCCUCUGGGUCACGGCGAGAAGAAGCUGAAGGGCCGGACGGGCUGGCCCCAGCAGGUCUGGGCUCUGGAACUGAACCCCUGAGAGCUGCCCCGCCCGCCCCUCCAUGUGCAAUGCCGGAGAGAGCCCAGCCCGGCCCCGGAGCCCAUCCAGGCGCAGGACACGGGGAGCCGGCCCGGCUGCCCCCGGCCCGGGGGAUGCUCCGCGGGAGAGGCGAGAGCGCUUCGCGGGCUCGGUGCUGCCCGCCUCGCCGGCAGCGGGACCAGCCGGGCCCUUUCCCCCGUUCCCUUCCCGCAUUUGCAGUAAUCGUUGCUCCCUCCCGCGGCUCCUGCCCUGCCGGGCCGGACUGGAACGGUUCGAUUCGUUCGCUGUUGUAAAUACGAGCUCCCCAUCCCCUCUCCCCGUCCGCUGCCUGACCGACGUGCGGCUGCGGUGAAACUACCUAGAGGUGCAUUUGGGAACACUCCUGUGCCGGGUUUUCUACCUCAGAUCUGCAUGACCACUUCCCGAGGGACCGAGCGCGCCACACCACGUAUUUAAAACUGAAUAGCUAAAAAAAAA